AUCAGUCCAGGUGCUCUUUUCAAUAUAUGCGCUACGUCAUCGACGUGGAAACUGGCUCUUGUAAAUUCAGUAAAACACGAAACAGUGAUUACAGUAAUCUGCAUUUAAAAAAUCGCCGACGACAACCUGUUGUUGUGGACGAAUAGUUUUCAACACUAUGGCUAAUGAUCAAAUAUGCUAUACGCUAGUAAGUUUAUCGUCUGAAGCCAAAGGAUACACUGAGCAAAAACUCAAAGAAGAUUUGCAAAAUAAUGAUGAUAAUGUUAAACGAGAAGCACUAAAGGAACUUAUUCGAUUAAUUAUUAGUGGUGAAAAGUUUCCCAAUCUGCUGAUGACUGUCAUUCGUUUUGUUAUGCCAUCUAAAGACCAUAUGAUCAAGAAACUGUUACUUCUAUUCUGGGAAGUUGUCCCUAAGUAUGGUUCAGAUGGGAAGCUUCUGCAUGAAAUGAUACUUGUUUGUGAUGCUUAUCGAAAAGAUUUACAACAUCCUAACGAAUUCAUCCGUGGGUCAACAUUACGAUUUUUGUGUAAAUUGAAGGAACCUGAAUUACUGGAGCCUAUAAUCCCAUCUAUUCAACAGUGUCUAGAGCAUCGACAUGCUUAUGUUCGACGGAAUGCAGUGUUGGCAAUCUUUACGAUCUACAAAAGCUUUGACUCACUUAUUCCUGAUGCUCCAGAGAAGAUUCUGCGAUUCCUUGAACAAGAGCAAGAUCCUUCUUGCAAAGAAAUGCUUUCAUGAUGUUACUUCAUGUUAGACAGAGUACCGCGCUUGAUUAUCUAACCACUUGUUUGGAUGAAGUUCAGAAUUUCGGUGACAUUCUACAACUUGUAGUUGUGGAAUUAAUCUACAAAGUAUGUCUUGCUAAACCGUCUGAAAGACUUCGGUUUAUUCGAUGCAUUUACAGUCUAUUACAAUCUAGUAGUGCUGCUGUACGCUAUGAAGCUGCUGGAACCUUGGCAACACUUAGUUCUGCACCAAGUGCGAUUAAAGCAGCUGCAAGUUGCUACAUCAACUUAAUCUUGAAAGAAAGUGACAACAACGUAAAAUUAAUCGUUUUAUCACGCCUCACUGACCUACGUCAAUAUCAUGAACGCGUUUUACAAGACCUUGUUAUGGAUAUAGUACAAAUUAUAAAUGCUUCUGAUAUGGAAGUUCGUCAAAAGGCACUUGAUUUAACGAUGGAUCUAGUGACUGCUCGUACAGCUGAGGAACUAAUUAAAAUAUUCCGUAAAGAACUUAUCAAAGCCUGCAGUACAAAUACACGACCCGCAGCUCCAACUGGUGAUGGAGGCAAGUCGUCUGGAGACGAUGAUCAAAAUUCUGAUGAAUCUGUUUAUCGUUACUCACUAGUCCAUACUGUAUAUGAUAUUGCCUUACGGUUUCCAGAAAUAUUGCCGACUAUUGUACCAACUAUUUGUGAUAUCCUAACCUAUGAGGAAGUCGAUGAUACACGAGCUGCUAACGAAGCCUGUAGAUUUUUACGUGAAGCAUUGGAGCGAUUUCCUGAAAGAAAAGCUGAAAUUCUAGAAAAAUUAAUGCAGAUUUUCCCAUCUGUUGUUGGACGGGAAACUCUUCGUCAUUUAUUAUGGAUCUUUGGUGAAUACUGUACAACUUAUGAAGAAAUUAAUGCUUUUAUAACUCUUGUUCGUCAAGUCAUCGGUGAACUGCCCCUUGUUGAUGAAGAAUUACGCAGGCAAGCUGGUCAGAUGAAUUCUACCGAUCCAUCUGGCGAGAACCGAAACCAGCUAUCUGUGCUUAUCUCAGGUGACGUAAAUUUGGGUGUCAAUCCAGCUCAACGUGUUACUGCAGAUGGAACAUACGCAACCCAAUCGGCUCUUACACUCCGUUCAAAUAAAGAUGCAUCUGGUUCAACAAAUGGUAUCAAGCGACCUGUCCUACAAGCGGCUUUGUUUGAAUCACACUAUAUGCCUGGAGUUGUACUAUCUGUUUGUUUAGUCAAAUUAUUUUAUCGUUAUUCAUUAAUUCUCAAUCAAGAACAAAAAAAGGUCAGUAAAGAUGAAACGAUGAAAACUAAACUCAAUUCAAAAGAAAAUUCAUUUGCUGCUGAGUGUAUGCUUAUUAUUGCUAGUAUGAUACAUUUAGCUACAAGUCAAUUGCUUCCACAUCAGGUUAACCCUGACCAUCUUGAUCGUAUGUGGAUUUGUUUAAAAAUUUUAGCUGAUCGUCGCCCUGAAGUUUUGGAAGCUUUUGAACGUACUUCUCGUGCCUGUCUUUCUGAAAUGCUCACUUGUCAAGAAUCGGAACGCAAAAAUAACGCUAAAGCUCGUAAUCAAGGUUUAAUUGAACAUCAAAAACAACUGGCUGAGUUGAAUCGUGCAGAUGCACCAAUCAAAUUUUCUUUACUCACUGGUCAGACAGAAUUCGGUGAUACAGUGGAUCGAUUUGAUCUAACACUUAGUCAAGCAUUGGGAGGAACUGGUAAAGGCAAUUCUGGUGAUGCAUAUGCUACAUCCAAGUUGAAUAAAGUUCAUCAGCUAACUGGUUUCUCUGAUCCUGUAUAUGCAGAAGCUUAUGUGCAUGUCAAUCAAUUUGAUAUUCUAUUAGAUGUUCUUGUUGUUAAUCAGACUAGAGAUACCCUACAGAAUUUAACACUGGAAUUGUCUACAUUAGGUGACUUACGUCUAGUUGAAAAACCAAGUCCGCUAACAAUUGCACCACAAGAUUUCGCGAAUAUCAAAGCAAAUAUUAAGGUUUCUUCUACUGAAAAUGGUAUCAUCUUUGGAAAUAUAUCUUACGAUGUUCGAGGUUCGUCUGGCGAAACAACGUGUAUUGUUUUAAAUGAUAUUCAUAUUGAUAUUAUGGAGUAUAUUAUGCCAGCCACUUGUACACCAAGUGAAUUUCGUCAAAUGUGGUCUGAAUUUGAAUGGGAAAAUAAGGUCACUGUGAAUACACAAAUCAAAGAUCUUUUCACCUAUUUAUCACAAAUUACAAGUCAUACGAAUUUGCGAUGUCUUACGCCUACUGAGGCUCUUCUUGGGGAAUGUGAUUAUCUUUGCGUAACACUUUAUGCAAAGACAAUAUUUGGUGAACAUGUCUUGGCUAACUUGUGUUUGGAAAAGUCAGAAGCAGAUCAACCUGUAACGGGUCAUGUUAGAAUUCGAGCUAAAACGCAGGGUAUGGCUGUUACAAUGGGUGAAAGGGUCAGUACUUGUCAGAAAAACUGGCCGAUUAAUAAUUCACGACAUGUGAAUGGUAACAGUAUGAAACAUCAAGUAGAUGAAAAUUCCGAUACAAAUGUGGUCCAUUCUCCUUUACAAGCUAAUGCAAUGGUGAAUAGUCACUGAUUGACUUGUUUUCUGCGUUAAUUUUUUUCUCUUAUAAUCUGGUAGUCGGCUUAUUUCUCCUCUUCUUCCCUUUUUUUGAACUGAUAUGAAUAGGACAAUUCGUUAUUCCACUUUACUCUCAAAUGCACUUAUGCGUACACACACAUGCACAUAUGCUGCUUCUGCGUGAUCGUAACUGUAUUUCAUCCUUGUGUGUGUAUGUGUUUUUUUUUGUAUCUUGGUCUAAUAUAGUGUUUCUUUUGUUUUU
Heterobilharzia americana is the source of this 3553-nucleotide messenger RNA. NCBI's taxonomy places the organism in Eukaryota, Metazoa, Platyhelminthes, Trematoda, Strigeidida, Schistosomatidae. The record is from the annotation of a GenBank genome assembly.